Wyeomyia smithii (pitcher-plant mosquito) is the source of this 1732-nucleotide messenger RNA. RefSeq lists its product as uncharacterized. The record is from RefSeq and is a predicted model, not a curated record. The transcript is spliced from 4 exons. The coding region runs from base 564 to 1502 and encodes 312 amino acids. NCBI's taxonomy places the organism in Eukaryota, Metazoa, Arthropoda, Insecta, Diptera, Culicidae.
UUGACCGCACAACAUCUACCGUUCGUUUUAUUUCGCGCCGACUGCAGAUCGAGUUCGUCGCUUGGUGUUUCAGUCUUCGCGUAUAUCUGUCGUAUUCCUGUGCGUUCGACACGUGGUUGAUCGUUCUGUGAUUGACGCAUUUAGCCGUGAUAAAAAGUGGUACGUUUUGCAUUCUCUGCGCUCAGCAGGCUAAGCUUCUGGGUUGAAACUUAUGGAGUGAAGAAUGUCAACAAGAACUAGUUUUUUUGUGAAACUUACGUGACAAGCAUAAAUACGGGCGACGUAUAGAAGGAACAAGAAACUGCAGUACGUUUAGAUUGAAAAUCUGUGGAUAUAGGCAAUAACGGAUCAUCCGAAGGAAGAGAUAUAAACUACGUGGAUUUUUUUUUUUUAGAAUCGAACUGAUAAAAAUAGUAAAAAAGUGCAAUCACAUCGCUCAACAGACGGUGUCGAUUGUAUGGGAAACGAGAUCAUUAGGAAUUUUCCCGACAAUCGAGAAUAGUCAUUUUCGAUUUUAAUUACUUCUUUUGCCCGGUUGUGAUUGGUUAGAGUCCGGUUCUGAAAUGCUGCGAUCCCCGAACAGGGCAAAGAAUUUCGUUAUGCUAACGUUGAUGUUGCUGGUGUCGAUCGUCGGUGUUAGCAUAACGGAAAGUGCGAGUAUGAUUCCGACCAAAGCAAAACUCGACGAGAAACGUGGCGGUAGAAAACCUUCUUUCACCACCUACGACCAGCGGCAGAGCGGGAAGUAUAACAUUCACGUCAAUAUCAAAGAUGUGCAAAUUAUUGCGGUCGACGGUGAGAAAUUCAAUGGAGAAUUUGGGGACGACACGAUUUAUGAUUAUGGAGACUACGAUUAUGACCCUUCACAUUUGACCGUUAGUCCGUUCCCAAUUUUCGGUGGAUCAGCAACAACAAAACCACCAAAGUCUACCACCAAAGCACCGGUGGCGAUUACAUCGACCAAACGUACGACGACUAAAACUACCGCUGGCAGUGCUAAGCCGAUUGUAGAUGAGGAACUUUCGAUCAAGCCCCAAACUGACACAGUUAAUGACACAUCCUCCAUGGAAGCUGCUUCACCCGUGCAAGACGAUAACUCCACCUACAUAAUGGCGGCACCAAUGGCAACCACUCCGCCGCCAAGCAAUAUAUACAUUUUCAAACCAACGCCCAACUACCAUCCGAAUCCGGUUCAUUACGAUUACCAGGAAAUCCCUGUCGAGGUCAUUGUUGAACCCGUCCUUAAACCCAAAUACCGCAACUCUAAUUCACGCAUUAUGGCUAAUCGACGCAACCGUCAUCGUAAAAAUCCCGCAGCUCGGGAAUCCAUCGAUUCAAUGGCGCGUCAUCGUCAGUCAGAUAUUGAAGCCCUGCCCAGUAACGGCGAAGCACGCAUGGAUUCACCUUCCCUAGCGGCAACCCCAUGCUCCAAGGGUGAGCAUCGCGACCGAACCGGCAAAUGUCGAGUGCGAAUGCCUGGAAUACAGUUCCAAGCUGAUUAGAAUGCUGACUACCUUCCGGGAGAAGGACGACUGAGAAGGCAAACUUUAACGAUUGGUGCUGAUUGCUGAUCCCAGCACGCUAGACUGCAUAUUACAUUUUAUUUAAUUUUUAUUUGUGCGGCAUAACGUGCCGAACCUAUGCAUUUGUAGUUUAACUGUGCGCUACGUUGUCACGGGCAUAUAGAACUAGGAAGAACUAUUUAAAUAAACGUAAUUAAAAGUAUUGAAAA